Octopus sinensis (East Asian common octopus) is the source of this 762-nucleotide messenger RNA. Its product is annotated as C-type lectin BML-2-like. Lineage: Eukaryota; Metazoa; Mollusca; Cephalopoda; Octopoda; Octopodidae. The coding region runs from base 1 to 762 and encodes 253 amino acids. The transcript has 3 exons. The record is from RefSeq and is a predicted model, not a curated record.
AUGAAUUACUUACCAGUUAGUCACGACAUCCGAAGAGGAAAUCUUCACGUAAUUACAUUCUCAGUGCUAUUAGUAUGCGUGGGCAGUAAUAUAGCUUGCAAGGAAUAUUAUGGAACUCGUGUUCCACCACCUGUAACUGCCAUUCCAGAAGCUGACAAGUUGAUUAAGAUGUCAAACAUUCGAUCACGAAUUGAGUGCUUCUCUCUUUGUAUGACAUAUUCCGAAUGUGGUAUGACUAUUUACAGCGUUUCCGACAAAGUAUGUAUCCUGCGUAAAAUCAAGCAACUACCAGGUGCCUCAUCAUUCAUUGAUAUUCCUGCAAACAGUAUUUACACCUUGCUACAAGCCCCUGAAUGUCCUACAUCAGCCGGCUACACUUACCACCCAAAAUUUAGAUUGUGUUUUCGAGUAAGUACAAGUAAAACAUCAUGGAAUGACGCUGCAGACGAUUGCAAUAUGGAUCGAGGACAACUUAUCCACGCGGAAAAUAAAGAAAUAAUGGAGUAUAUACAGAAGGAAUUGGAAAAGUGGCCAAACGAAAACUUUUAUUUUGGAUUGUGUAAAGACAUGAAGAAAGACGUCUUUCUAUGGCAGAAUGGAGAAGCACCUACUUAUGAUUUCUGGAUGGUGGGUAGGCCUGACAAUCAUGGUGGCAUUCAGCACUGUGGACUUUUAGACGAGAGAAGUAAUCACAGAUGGAAUGAUGAAGGUUGCAACGAGCAGGGCUGUGAGAGAUAUAUAUGCGAGAUAGUCAUGCAAUAA